Poeciliopsis prolifica (blackstripe livebearer) is the source of this 5919-nucleotide messenger RNA. It is a transcript of the gene dusp8a, whose product is annotated as dual specificity phosphatase 8a. Gene Ontology annotation, molecular function: protein tyrosine/threonine phosphatase activity; MAP kinase tyrosine/serine/threonine phosphatase activity. Lineage: Eukaryota; Metazoa; Chordata; Actinopteri; Cyprinodontiformes; Poeciliidae. The coding region runs from base 457 to 2499 and encodes 680 amino acids. The transcript has 7 exons. Gene Ontology annotation, cellular component: cytoplasm. Gene Ontology annotation, biological process: negative regulation of MAPK cascade; protein dephosphorylation. The record is from RefSeq and is a predicted model, not a curated record.
UGCACCUGAACCCCGUCCUCCUCCUGAACGUACACAUACACAUUAACCGCUUUAGCCCGUAGCUGGUCUUUGACCUGCCACCUUCCGCACUCUGCUCCUGGUCUGAAGGAGACGUCUGACGCUCCGUCAGCCCGGGUUUUAGUUCCUGGCGCUGUCACCCUCCUCUGCCUGUCAGCUGUGUGGGGCUACUGUAACUCCCACGACAACACCGCCAGGUAAACACCCAUGAAGACGCCGCGGUUGACCCCUGACCCAUGGAAGCCAGCUCAAUAACACACAGAGAACGCGUGGAGGUCGAGGCACCAUGGAUCUCUUGGCGCUUGCUCCAGUGGUAGCCCCACUCCACUGAUCUCUCCCAUUCCCCAUCUUUUCCUCCAUCUUCCCCCUCAAGCCUCCCCCUCUUCCUUUUAUUCUUUCUUUCUUACCCCUCACAACCACUCAGCCCUUCCUUACAUCAUGGCAGGGGAGAAAGGUCCCAACAAGCGGAGCGCCAUGGACAUCAAGCGCCUGGCGAGCCUCAUUCAGAGAGGGACGGGGCGCCUGCUGGUGAUCGACAGCAGGACCUUUUCUGAGUACAACGCGUCACACGUGCAAGGUGCGGUCAAUGUCUGCUACUCCAAGCUGGUGAAGAGGCGACUGCAGCAGGACAAGGUCUCUGUCACCGAGCUGCUGCAGCCCAACGGCAAACUGAAGGUGGAGCUGGGCAGGAAGCAGGAAGUUGUGGUUUACGACCAGAGUUCCAAAGAGGCAGGGCACCUGUCCAAAGACGGCUUUGUGCACAUCCUCAUGGGAAAGUUGGAGGGCACCUUCUACAAAGUCUCGCUUCUCACCGGAGGCUUCGCAGCUUUUUCCUCCUGUUUCCCCGGCCUGUGUGAGGGGAAGCCUGCCACUGCACUCCCAAUGAGCUUGUCCCAGCCCUGUUUACCUGUGGCAAAUGUAGGACCAACUCGCAUCCUGCCACACCUCUACCUGGGUUCACAGAAAGACGUUCUCAACAAGGAUCUGAUGUCUCAGAAUGGCAUCACUUAUGUCCUGAAUGCCAGCAACACCUGUCCCAAACCGGACUUCAUCAGUGAGAGCCAUUUCAUGCGCAUCCCAGUGAACGACAACUACUGCGAAAAACUGCUGCCCUGGCUGGACAAAACAAACGAGUUCAUAGACAAAGCUAAGGUGUCAAACUGCAGAGUGAUUGUACACUGCCUAGCUGGAAUUUCACGAUCAGCCACCAUCGCCAUUGCAUACAUCAUGAAGACAAUGGGCUUGUCAUCAGAUGACGCCUAUAGGUUUGUAAAGGACAGGAGGCCGUCCAUAUCCCCAAACUUUAACUUCCUGGGUCAGUUGCUGGAGUUUGAGAAGGGCCUGCAAUUACUACAAGCUUUAACCACAGAUGACAAGAAGUCUGAAAACAACUCCAAACAAAGCUCUGAGGUUAAUGGGGUCUCUGCUGGUUUUGAGAUCAACGGUCACCACAACAGCUGUGACUCAUCGGUGGCGGAUCCUCACACCCAGACUGAACCCAAGUUACCAUCUCCCACUUCCCUCCAGCAGGGCUUUAAUGGCCUGCACCUCUCGGCAGAGAGGAUUAUGGACACUAACCGUCUCAAACGCUCUUUCUCUCUGGACAUUAAGUCUGUCUACUCUCCCAGCAGUCCACAUUGCCCCAGCAUGGCACCCACUCAUUCUGAAGACAUCCCCAAACUGUGCAAGCUCGACAGCCCUGGAACCGGCACCUCCAACGGCGUCUGCUCCCAGUCACCCGUCCUGGACAGCCCCGGUUCUUUCGAUUCACCAUUCCCUUCACCGAGCAGCGGGGGUAGCAUUGGGGGUUUGGGUGGAAGUGAAGGAUUCCAUCGAUCUGGCACACCCUCAUCCAGAACCAGAAGAAAAACUAAGCACAGCUGUGGUAAUUCUCCAGUCCACUCCCAUCUGCAUCAUCCCCCCCAAUCCCUCAGCUUGUCGCUGGACCACAAGAGCCUCAGCCUGGAAGAAAACCUCAGGGGUUCCCCGCUCCUCUCACUACCCUCCCUGCCAUCUUUGGGUUCUGGGGCUAUGUGGACCAAACACAGAGACACUGUCCAGGCUACAACUCCCGUCACUCCAGUCACCCCAACCACGGACGCUCCCUGGCAUUUUGGAGCAGAAGAAGGUGGUAAGGGAGAAAUGGAGCUGGGAGGAGGAGAUGGAAGGGGAGAAGAAUCAUCGGUGCGAUUCGGUAGCAGCUCAGCUUAUGUGGCGUUUGGAUGUAGCGAAGGCGCCAGGUUACGGGACAAAUCCCAGAGGGAGAAGCCCUCAGGGUCUCAGACACAGAGGGACCACUGGGAUUCCACCUCCACCAGCUCAAGUAACAGUGUUCCUGCAUCAGAAAAACAGUUCAAGCGCCGCAGCUGUCAGAUGGAGUUCGAGGAGGGCAUCUCCGAGACAAGGUCCAGGGAAGAACUGGGGAAAAUCGGGAAGCAGUCAAGCUUCUCCGGAAGCAUGGAGAUCAUUGAAGUGUCCUGACAGAUAAUGGAGCUGGUGAAUGCUGUCCCCUGGAGGCAAAAAUGGACCUGUUUUAAAGGAGUGCCAGAAGAGGAAAAGUAAGGUGGAGCCAACAAAGUUUUUUUUUUUUUUUUUUCUUUUUUUUUUGCUCCCCUCCACAGACAGUGUUAAAGACUCUACUUGAGGGAAGGACAGAUACAAGCUGAGAGUUAAUGUGAACAGUUUGCAAACCUGGACUGACAGAGCCUCAGAUGUGAUGUGUUAGGUAGCCAUACUUAUUCUGAACUCUUAGAAAUUUGAGGAAAUCCUGGGGGAAGGGGAGAUAAAGCUGUGGCUGUUGGUACUGCAACUUUUUAUUUCUGUCAUAGGUUAAAAAAAAGAUACCACUCCAAGUAAGCAUCACGUUGCAUCCUGAUUAUACAAAAUUCCCUGAUGUUCAGACUCAUACUGUUUACCUGUGGUUAAAUGUAGUGUGGGCUUCAGUGGGUGUAUAGCUUGUGAUUUGAUCCGAGCCCCAUGUUUCGUCCCGAAGCUCCACCCCCUGUGUCCGAGAACCAUGCAUGGCUACAUCCGCCCCACCACCACCUUUCCUCUGUGGUCCGGCCCGCCCCAAAAUGCUGCAAAAGAACACCACCAACUGUAGUGAACUCCUUGAUAGUACUGUGUCCUCUUACUAUCACAGCACAAAGCAGAGAGGUCCAACAGACUUAACAUAAAGACGGUACUGCAUUCGAAUAACGAAGGAUCCUCUGUAUUUUGUUGAGGAAAAGACUUGUGACCAUGGACAGUGUGUCCCUCCAAAGCACAGUGCAUCCAUCCUGACUUUGGCUCCUUUUGUUUCAAAUGUUAACAGCAUGAUAAGACUGAGGUUUCCGGAUCCCGCCAGGCCUUUCCCCACUGAACCUAGCCACCAUGGCCAGAAGAGAGCAUGCACCUGAAAGGCUGACUACAGACAGACAAAUACUAUAUAUAUACAAUAUGAAUAUAUAUAGCAAUUUUAAUGAACUUCUGUUCAGUUAUAGUUUUAAUUUAUUGUACUGCUUCAUUCUGGUAAUGAGAAAUAAUAUAAUGUUUUGUGGAUUCUUUUUUUUCUUCUUUUUUUUCCUUUCAGUUGAAUUGUUAUUAUUAUUUGCUGUAUGGUAUUUAUGAACACACACUCAUUACAAAUACACACAUUCAACAAAAUUCAAGCAAGCAAUAUGUGCUGUUCCUUUUGUUUGAGAGAGUGACGUAUGACUUUGAGAUGCACUUUUCUGCUGAGUGAUCACCAUUCACAUCCUGACAACACGAUAUUCCAAAAGCCAAGUUUUUUGCUUCUGUUUUAUAAGACGAAAAGGCACAGAAGUCCCACUGAUGAGAUCUUUCACCGGACCUCCGUAUUGUGAGUUCAGGAGUUUGUCACAAACUGAGGGUCCAAUUAUGACUUAAAAGACUGUUUCACUCAGCUGCGCGCAGAUAAGAAAAAAAGGAGCCUCACAACUCGUUGAUUAUACUCUUAUUUAUGGGGAAACAAAUGAGCCUGUCUUACAGAUGUGGCUGUGAACAAGUAUUUGUCCCUCACUUGUUUGUUUUGUUUCUUUCUCUUUUUUUCCCCCUCACACUUAAGUGUUUCUGGUCAUCAAAAUAGUGAUUAUAUGUGGCAAAGAUAACCUCAGUAAAUACAAAAUCCAGUUUUUUAACAACAGAAAAAGCCAUUCAAUCAACCUUAUGUUUUAAAGAAAUACAAACCACCACACCCCCCAAAAAAUACAUGUUUAAAAAAAGAGAAAAGAAUUGCUCCCAAAUCCUAAUAACUGGUUGGACUACCAUCGACAAUCCUUUAGGAUUUUCUUACAUCCUUGACAAAAUUCAUGGUUCCAUUGGUUUCCUCAAGUCGUGCAAAGCAGCCUCAGACCAUCUCUCUAUCACACAGGUGUCAAACUGCAGUCCUCCAGGGCCACUGCCCUGCAACUUUUAGAAGUGCCUCUGCUGCACCACACCUGAAUAGAAUAAUUAGGUCAUUAUCAAGGCUCUGGAGGACUUGUCUACACAAGGAGGAGCUGAUUACACCAUUUAUUCCAGUGUUUUGUAUCUGUGGCACAUCUGAAAACUGCAGGACAGUGGAGCUUGAGGACUGGAGUUUGCAGCCUUUCUGCUUUUGUCUCUUCAGUCUCAGUAUAAGAACAGGCCUCUGUAAUAUUUAUGGUCAUCAGUUUUCACCAUGGAGCUUUCGCUGGAUGCCAAUUUCCCCACUCUAUUCCUUAUUUCUCAAUGACCUGAGCUUUAGAGGUUCUUCUGUGGUUAAUGAUCCAUAUUGAUCUUUGCUGGACUAGAAAAAUGUGGACAUGACCGUCCACCUGGUAGCGACAAGUGACUCAUGAUUUGACAGAAGGAUUGUGUUUUCUGUUUGGGCCAGGUGAGCACAGGCAGAUUUUUCCGCCUCAACAGAUAAAGUCAAAAUCGCAACCUGCUUUUUUUUUUUUUUUUUACUCUGGUUGUCUUUGUCUGCUAUAUGUUUCUUGAUACUAUAAAAUAUGUAAGUGUGAGGAGAAACGCGGAAACAAAAAUAAUGUGCGAGGAGCCAAUAGUUUUUCUCAUCAUAUGCUAACAGCAGUACGCUGUCACGGUUUUCAGACCUUCUCUGAGCCAGUGACGCUCGCAGCUGAACCUGUACAUCCGUGGCACACUGUACGCCCCUCUCACUUUCAGUAUAUCCACACAUGAAUCCACACAUGAAUCCCGACACGCACCCUUUCGUUCAUUCUCAGGGGAUCUUUUGGUGAGCCAGGCCCAACACAGGGUACACAGCUGCUGGUACAUCAGCACAAUGCAUGUCCAUGAAGCACCCUCUCUCUCUUCCUCUACUUUUUAUCUGUUUUUACAAUAAUUUUUAAAUUUCCAAAGCUUUGAUCACAAGAGCAUAACACAAUGAACAGGGGAAAAAAAAAAAAUCGGGCUCUUCAUAUUUUGAGGUAGAAGGAAAGGAAAUAAAUGAGCUCUCCUGGUGUGAGAAGGUUAUUUAUUUGUGAUGUAAAAUGUGUUUGAUAUUUUUCUUUUGACCCUGGAUUAGCUUUACUGUCUGGCAAUCUCUGACUUCUUGACCUUAUGCUGCUACAGCUACGAGUUCAGAUAAGUCAUGUGUUUCCUGAAGAACCUUUUUUCACCUUACUCCCCAUAUUUUUAAGAAUUGUUAUUUAUGCUAUGUAACAAGAAUGAUGCAGGCUGUCCCCUUUGCUACAUUAUUAUUAUUAUUAUUGUUAUUGUUAUUAUUAUUAUCAUUAUUGUUGUUGUACAUAGCAACGCAUCUAAGAACACUGAUAAAUUUAGACAAGUUUUUAAAAUAAAAUCCUGAUACCUUAGGCUGCUUGAUGCAAAAAUACCUCAGGUUCUAUUGAAAGGCUUUUCCUUCCCCUGUAUAUGUUUUGUGAAAAUGAGACAAAAAUACAGACAUGACAAAAUACA